This is a messenger RNA of Puma concolor (puma), 759 nucleotides long. The record is from RefSeq and is a predicted model, not a curated record. Lineage: Eukaryota; Metazoa; Chordata; Mammalia; Carnivora; Felidae.
UCAAGCAUCCCUGAGUUUCAGACAGAAACUUCCUCUGAACACACAUAUUCAAAGGGCCAGCAAGAAAUGGGGACCUGGAUUUUGUUUGCCUGCCUCCUGGGAGCAGCCUUUGCUAUGCCCCUACCACCUCAUCCUGGGCACCCUGGUUAUAUCAACUUCAGCUAUGAGAACUCACACUUUCAGGCUAUCGAUAUUGACAGGACUGCAGCAUCAGUGCUCACUCCUCUGAAGUGGUACCAGAACAUGAUAAGGCAUCCGUACCCUUCCUAUGGUUACGAACCCAUGGGUGGAUGGCUGCACCACCAAAUCAUUCCCGUGCUGUCCCAGCAGAACCCCCCGAAUCACGCCCUGCAGCCUCAUCACCACAUCCCCAUGGUGCCAGCUCAGCAGCCCGUGGUCCCCCAGCAACCAAUGAUGCCAGUUCCUGGCCAACACUCCAUGACUCCAACCCAACACCACCAGCCAAACCUCCCUCUGCCUGCCCAGCAGCCCUUCCAGCCCCAGCCCGUCCAGCCGCAGCCUCACCAGCCCAUCCAGCCCCAGCCACCCGUGCACCCCAUCCAGCCCCUGCCGCCACAGCCACCUCUGCCUCCGAUGUUCCCCAUACAGCCCCUGCCCCCCAUGCUUCCUGACCUGCCUCUGGAAGCUUGGCCAGCAACAGACAAGACCAAGCGGGAAGAAGUGGAUUAAGAGGUCAGAAAAUGGGAAGAGAACUGAAGGAAACACUUCAGAUGCUUUCAGAAUGACACAAGAAAACGA